GAGCUAUAAGCGAUCAAUCACUUCCAUGCUCUAAGGUCCAAAAACACAUUCAAAACUUCUUCCAAAGCUGCUUCAUUCUGUAAUGGAACAGGGAUCUUUUCGAAAAUGAACACCAUUAGAUCGACUUGGUACGGUUGGGGUGUCCUCUGCGUUGCUGGAGGAGGUGCCUACUACUUCGCAAAGAAGUCCAUUAAUGCCGACCGAGCAGCACGGUUCGAAGCCGAACAGAAAAAGAAGGCGUACCAGCGACGUAUAGAAGACUCUUCCUAUACCCCACCGCGUUCGAAAACAAAGACAAGGACACAAGCAGAUCCUUCGAGUGGCACUCACAAUGCCAAAGGACUUGACCACGCAGGAAGUCCGAGUAGUGAGAUUAGUGAGGAUGCUGCUCCUGUAGGACAUGCGCCGGUUGACAGUGAGCAGAGGAUACGUGAAAAGAGCAAGUACGAAGCCGCUGUACCAUACAGAAGCAAGAAAGGCGACCGUUUCAGUUGAAGAAACCCAGAGCAGACGACGCGGUUUUGACAACACCAACCCAGAGAGAUCAGUCAUGGACAAAGUUUCAAAAUGUUGUGUGAAUGUUGUGUACAUGUGUAUUGCUUAUGGCGCUCCAAUAUCGAGCGCAAUCCCCCAUAAAUCCCAAACUCCAUUUGACCCAUGCUCGCUGUUCGAGGGGUAUAAUGCUGAUGCUCCUAACCAAUAUCUGUGUCAUUAUCUUCCAUGCUCUCAAAUGCUAAGAAAACCAGAAUGUCGUUCAGAUGCCUUUGCUCGUCCC
Exophiala oligosperma is the source of this 775-nucleotide messenger RNA. RefSeq lists its product as uncharacterized. The transcript is spliced from 3 exons. The coding region runs from base 106 to 495 and encodes 129 amino acids. The record is from RefSeq and is a predicted model, not a curated record. Lineage: Eukaryota; Fungi; Ascomycota; Eurotiomycetes; Chaetothyriales; Herpotrichiellaceae.